AUGGUCGUCAAACUCCGUAACCGAGCCGAGCUCCAACCGCGCCGGUACUUCCACAACGAGGAGUUCGCGACGACCGGGAGUGGCAGCGGCAAGAAGACGAUGACGAAGCCGCUGAAUAAAGAUGCUAAAAAGGUAAUUCGAAUGAACGUCGCGCGUGUGAAGAAGUCCAAGAAGGUCAAGAAGGUCAAGGUGACCAAGAAGCCCAAGACGUCCAAGACGUCCACGAAGCCAGGAAAUCGGUCGCGCCACGGUGGAGAGUCGAACUACGCCGGAGCUCGAGCCGUACCGAUCUCUCUGGGGAAGUAUGGCAGCGACUCGCAUCCACGGUGGGACACGAGUCGCAUAGUACACGUGUAUACAAGCGACGAGGAGCCAGCGUCGCCAGCGCUUCCUAAACCGGGGAAACCAGGCACCCAGCUCCCCGCGCAUCCCACAAAGGGCAUGUACUACGGCAUCAUCUCCGGGUCGUUAUGCGAGAGCACGAAGAAACCGUGCGAAAAUGGGCGCUGUUGGUGUGGCGGCGGCGGGGUGCACUGGCGGGACAUCUCCCAAAGUUUUCUCCAGACUAAUGAUUAUGUGGUCGGAAAGGGGCAUGACAGUCCUGGCGUGGUGUCGUUCAUCUGGUAG
Molecule: messenger RNA, 627 nt
Organism: Eremomyces bilateralis CBS 781.70
Lineage: Eukaryota; Fungi; Ascomycota; Dothideomycetes; Eremomycetales; Eremomycetaceae
Exons: 2
Coding region: 1-627 (208 amino acids)
Source: RefSeq, a predicted model, not a curated record